AUGGCUGUCACCCCGCGGCAGCGCAGCGGCGGGCACCGGGCGUCCCUGGGCGCAGCGCCCGCCGGGCCGGGCGCGCAGGCGGGGCCGGGGGUUGGAUCGCGCCGCCGGCGGAGCGCGCGCUGCCGCGGGCUUCCGGGAACCGCGCUGCGCUCGGCGGCGCCUCCGCACGCCCAGGCAGCGCGGCGCGGGGCGAGCGUCUCUCCGCCGCAGAGCCCGCCGCGCGGGGGAGCUCGGCCGCCGCGCCGCCUCCCGCGCCUCCGCCCCGUCGCCCGCUGCCCCGGCUGCCAAAGUUUCUCGGUCACGUGCCAGCCCCCGGCGUCCCGGAGGGCAGCGCGGAGUGACCGAGGCCACGCGGGGAGAGGGGGCCGCAGGGGGGCAGCCGGCGAGAGGCGCGGGAGGGGCCGCCCCGCGGGCCGCGCUGAGCGGGGAGCGACCAUCGCGGCUUCUCCCAGGGACGCCCGCGCUCGGGAACCCCGGCGAGAACGCGGGUUGGGGACUCGAACAAGGGGUGCCUGUGUCUGCGGGCCGCCACAGCAACCUGAACCGAGAGAGAGCGACAGCGGCGAGGGUGGGGGACGGCGGGGACUUGGCAUUAACUUCUUACGGGACUUAACUAGCAGGUACUCUAGGCUAGACCGUUCGCUUCUGCGGGACCCCCGCCCCUCCGUCUGGUUUCCUUUUCGACAGUGCAGGGAGCCAGGCAGGAGUCUCCGCAGAAUUGGAAAAGCACACAGAUGAAAUCAUAUUUAUUCUUCUCUGAUCCUGCAUUUCAAGAGG
Molecule: messenger RNA, 777 nt
Organism: Saimiri boliviensis boliviensis (Bolivian squirrel monkey)
Lineage: Eukaryota; Metazoa; Chordata; Mammalia; Primates; Cebidae
Source: RefSeq, a predicted model, not a curated record